CUAUCCUUUGUACUCGAUCAACAGUGGGAUAGCAGUAUAGAAUAUACAUAAAUUUGUGCUAAUUGAGAAUUGUUCAUUCAAUAAUUGGUGCCGACUUCUUAAUCUCUACAAUGCCGGUAGAUAUAAAUCGAUUAACAGAUGGAUGGCUGGAAUUAGAGUCUGACCCAGGAUUAUUUACCCUGCUUUUGGAAGAUUUCGGAGUCAAAAAUGUGCAAGUAGAAGAGGUUUAUGAUCUACAUAAACCAAUCGAUGGACCGGUGUAUGGAUUUAUUUUUCUAUUUCGAUGGAUAGAAGAGAGACGAGCUAGAAGAAAAAUUGUUGAGGCCACUGCUGAAAUAUUUGUGAAAGAUGAAGAAGAAGUUUCAAAUAUAUUUUUUGCACAACAAGUAGUCCCAAACAGUUGUGCAACGCAUGCCUUACUAUCUGUCCUUUUAAAUAGCAAUGACGACGACUUAAACCUUGGAACAACAUUAAGUCGUUUAAAAGCUCAUACAAAAGGAAUGUGUCCGGAAAACAAAGGAUUGGCUAUUGGCAAUACACCUGAAUUAGCUUGUGCUCAUAAUUCACAUGCAAUGCCUCAAGCAAAACGGCGCUUGGACAAAAGUUCUAUUUCUGGAGUAUCUACCGGACGUUGUACAGGAGAAGCAUUUCACUUCGUUAGUUAUGUUCCAAUUAGUGGGCACCUAUUUGAAUUAGAUGGAUUAAAACCUUAUCCAAUAGAUCAUGGGCCUUGGAAAGAUCACGAAGACUGGACAGAUAAAUUUCGUUGUAUUAUGGCUGAUCGAUUAGGAAUUGCUACGGGUGAACAAGAUAUACGAUUCAAUUUGAUGGCUGUUGUACCUGACCGUCGAAUUGCUAUUACACAUAAGUUAAAAAUGUUGCGAACAAACCAAGCUAUUGUUUCCGGGACGUUACAAAAGCUUUUAAAAACCAGCGAUCCUGAAUGCAUAAAUACUCUGCAACUUGAUAUGAACACCCCUGGAACAGCUGAGUAUAAAAUAAGUUCACCACCAUCUCCUGUAUUAGAAACGAAUGCAUUUACAAUAAGAGAUUUACAAUCUUUAUUAAAAAAUCUGGAUGCAGAAAUUUCUAUUAGCGAACAACAACUGAAUGACGAAAAUGAUAAGAGAUAUAUGUUUAAGGUGGAUGACUGUCGACGAACCCACAAUUACGACGAAUUCAUAUGCACUUUUCUGUCGAUGUUAGCACAUCAAGGCGUGCUAGGAGAAUUAGUAAGUCAACAUUUACUUCCCUCAAAAAAAAUUGGUGGACUUGGCGGAAAUAGGAUGACGAAAGGCUCAGCUCAAACUGUUACACCACAAAAACCAAAAAACUGCAAAACUUCUAAAAAUUCUGGGCGAAGACGAAAAGGCCGCAAUAAAUGUAAAAAAAGAAAAUAAUCUUUUAAACUUAACUAAUAAAAAUCACUAUCGGCUUAAAAUUGUAAUAAGCACUAAAAGUUUAAAAAUUGUGCAUUAAUUAAGAUGAACUUAACAUUUAUUAUAACACAAGGGUUAAUGUCCAGGUCUUCACUCUGGCACUUUGAAAUUUCUUUUGUUCAUAGCUUAAACUAAUUAAUUAUCUUUUGAUUUAAUUCGAAUACUUCUAUCACGUUCAGCCGAACAAUUUUCUACUCGACUUACACUCCUGCUCUCUGAGAAACUAUAUAUAAACAUUUAGCAAUAGAUAUCGAAUUGCGUGGAAACACUAACUUUACAUAUGCAGACUAAUUUAUCUUUUGGAAGUUUUCAUAAACCCAUACUGGCAGUGUAUUUGGAAAUAUUCCACAACCUUAUAUUCAGCUGCAAAAUCGAUUUAGCUGUAACGUGUAUAGAUCGUGGAAAGAUA
Molecule: messenger RNA, 1848 nt
Organism: Bactrocera tryoni
Lineage: Eukaryota; Metazoa; Arthropoda; Insecta; Diptera; Tephritidae
Gene: calypso
Product: ubiquitin carboxyl-terminal hydrolase calypso
Exons: 3
Coding region: 111-1400 (429 amino acids)
Biological process (GO): ubiquitin-dependent protein catabolic process; protein deubiquitination
Cellular component (GO): cytoplasm
Molecular function (GO): cysteine-type deubiquitinase activity
Source: RefSeq, a predicted model, not a curated record